Penicillium waksmanii is the source of this 306-nucleotide messenger RNA. RefSeq lists its product as uncharacterized. The transcript is spliced from 3 exons. Lineage: Eukaryota; Fungi; Ascomycota; Eurotiomycetes; Eurotiales; Aspergillaceae. The coding region runs from base 1 to 306 and encodes 101 amino acids. The record is from RefSeq and is a predicted model, not a curated record.
AUGCGGUCUGCUCUUCUCACCCUUUUGUGCUGCUCUGUUGUCACUGCGCUCACUGGAGAAGAAGCUCUAGAAAAGUGGGGUGGACCGAGGGGUGGGGAUAAGGUCUCCUACGGGGGCAACAAUAUUGGCAAUGGAGAUGGUGGUGGGAUUGCCAUUGACACUGGGGGUGGUGAUAUUGGAGACAUUGGGGUUGGGGUUGGGGGUGGAGGGGGUGGUGGUGGUUGCGACUCGGCCGCUUGUGACGCCAGGGCGAUUGUGACCUUCCUUCUUCCUUUUGUAACGGGCAAUGUUGCGCGUCCGGCCUGA